Gastrolobium bilobum is the source of this 1292-nucleotide messenger RNA. Its product is annotated as peptidyl-prolyl cis-trans isomerase CYP21-4-like. Bases 213 to 905 code for a protein of 230 amino acids. Gene Ontology annotation, biological process: protein peptidyl-prolyl isomerization. The record is from RefSeq and is a predicted model, not a curated record. The transcript is spliced from 8 exons. Gene Ontology annotation, molecular function: peptidyl-prolyl cis-trans isomerase activity. NCBI's taxonomy places the organism in Eukaryota, Viridiplantae, Streptophyta, Magnoliopsida, Fabales, Fabaceae.
UGGAAAAUUAUGGUCCGAAUUUAUGAACCAAGUUUUUCUGCUUUCAUCGUUGAAACGAAGCGCUCGCAGCCUCGCACACACACGUUGAAGUUCCUUUUGUAAAUCCAACAUCGUUUCCUUUACUUCUCUGCGAUCCACUCAGUGCCUGACUCUCUAGUUCAGGCACCUUCCUUCUUCACCUCAACACAUACACGCUUUUCAGAUUAGGCUAAAUGGCGAGGAUCAAACCUCAGGCUCUGCUCCAGCAAAGUAAAAGGAAGAAGGGUCCUUCUCGCAUAAGCGCCACGACUAUUAUAUUUUACGCUUUGUUCCUUGUCUUGAUUGGAUUUUUCCUGUUUGCUACGUACAGACAUUGGUCCAACAGGUCAAGAAUUCAAUCAGGGAAUAACUUGUCAGUCUCUGAGGGAGAAAAUAUUUUUGUGGACUCGAAGAAAUCUGACCUACCUGGAUAUGCUGUUUUAAAUACCUCUAAAGGCUCUAUAAUAAUAGAACUGUACAAGGAAAGUGCUCCUGAAGUUGUUGAUGAAUUCAUUGAGUUAUGUCAGAAAGGGCACUUCAAGGGAAUGCUUUUUCAUCGAGUGAUUAAGCACUAUGUGAUUCAGGCUGGGGAUAACCAAGGAGCAGGAGCUGCUGAAGAUUGGAACUUGAGAGGAAAACAACAUUCAAGUAUGAAACAUGAAGCAUUCAUGCUUGGAACUUCCAAGGGCAAACACAUCAACAAAGGAUUUGAUCUUUUCAUUACAACUGCACCGAUACCAGAUCUAAAUGAGAAGCUUAUUGUGUUUGGGCAAGUCAUCAAGGGAGAGGAUGUUGUUCAGGAAAUUGAAGAAGUGGAUACAGAUGAACAUUACAAACCUAAAAUAUCUAUUGGGAUACUUGAUGUGACUCUUAGACAGAAGAUCUGAAGGCUCUCUGCUAGACCAAGAUCAUAAUGAGCUCUCUCAUACUUUGCUGAUAACCUGUUUUGGGACUCCGGUCAAAUCUUAUGUACAGGGAUGAUGAACCUUGAGCAUUUCACCUGGGGUGCAUCAAUCAUGUGUCUGAGCCUUGAUGUUACUUUCGCUAUUGCAUUUUUAGUUAACACACGAAUUAUGUAAUAUUUUUUCACCUCUUUCUGCCAUUUUAUUAUUAUUUUUUUUUAUUUCCUUCUUUUUUGAAAAUAGGUGGGGGGUGUAGGUGGGAUUUUGCAAUUUGCUUAUAUGGUUUGGUAAUAUCACAUUUUAUUUUUUAAAUUUGGCAUUACUCAUCAUUUGUAACCUUAAUGAGAUCACCAAAUCAUUUCGUUUUGCCUA